UCCGGGUUAGUCCGACCCAUUCUGAGCAUCUUCUUCUUCUUCUUCUUCUCUCUCUCAUCUCUCUCUUUCCUGUGAGGAAUGGAUUACAGCGACGACGCAGAAGAGCAUUUCAGGCGGAGACCGAGGAAGAUGGCGUAUCUCGGAGACCCAUCUCGCAGGCAGCUUGAAUCGCUGAGCGGACGUUCCUAUGCCCUAGGAGAAAUGGGUUAUAUGCAAGAGGAAGAUAUUUCUUUAGACGCCAUACGAGCUAGAUGGACAAAUGUUCUCAAAAGGCAUAGUGAGUUAGCGGAGCGUCUUUCUAGGGAUGCUGACAAGAUAAUUUAUGAGCGUCUACAGAAGGAAUUUGAAGCUGCACGGGCUUCACAAACUCAAGAGACUUAUUUGGAUGGUGAACAAUGGAACGAUGGACUACUAGCAACAAUAAGAGAGCGGGUUCACAUGGAGGCUGAAAGAAAGGCAAUGGCGGGAGACAUAAACAUGUUGCCUGGUCAAGAAAAAAUUACGUAUAAAACCGGAAAUAAGGUGAUUUGCUGUUUGGAAGGGGCAAGAAUUGGCAUACUGUAUGAGACAUCUUAUGCAGGAGAACCUUGUGACCUAUACCAUUGUGUGCUUGAGAGCAAGUCGUUUCUUGAGAAAAUGACAGUCCUUGAACACACCAUUCCGUACUUCUUGCCAAUACGAGAAGCAGAAAAUGAUCUUCUUUCCUCCAAUGCUAUGAAAUUUAUAGAUUACAUUGGAGAGAUGUUACAGGCUUAUGUGGACAGAAGGGAACAGGUUAGGCUUGUCAAGGAGUUAUAUGGGAAUCAGAUCAAAGAAAUUCAUUUUACCCUUCCCUACAGCUUAAUCGUCUUUUCAAUACUUGAUUUUGAUUGCAAGGUAGUUGUGAAGCUUAAAUAUGCAGAGCUUGUUUCUGUGCUUCCAACUCAUGUCAGUGUGGUAGCGUGGCCAGUGUGUCAACCCAGAAAAAGCAGUCUAAAUAUAUCAUCCAUGAACAAAAAGGAAAACGGAACAUUGGAAGGUCCAACCACCCUCUUCUAUGCAGAGGAUGCCUUGCGAACUAAGAGCUUACCAGAAGCAUACGCUGACAUAGUGCUGAAUUUGCCCCAAACUCUUCGGGAAAUAUGCGAGGGGAACUCUUCGUAAUGCUACACCAGUCGGAACAUCUGGAUUUGUACAAAGCCAUAGCCAAAAGUGGUGCAGGAAUAGCUCUGGUUGUUUAGCAGUAGAGUACAAUAGGAACAGAUUCAAUUUCGGCAAUUUGUAUAUCUGAGUUUCACCUGCUCAUUCCCACUGGAAUUCUGUAUCUUGCUGCCUUGAUCUAUCUAAAUUGUGUCAUCAUUU
Messenger RNA from Pyrus x bretschneideri (Chinese white pear), 1341 nucleotides. Its product is annotated as centromere protein O. Lineage: Eukaryota; Viridiplantae; Streptophyta; Magnoliopsida; Rosales; Rosaceae. The record is from RefSeq and is a predicted model, not a curated record. The transcript has 13 exons. Bases 79 to 1143 code for a protein of 354 amino acids. Gene Ontology annotation, cellular component: Mis6-Sim4 complex; kinetochore.